AUGGGACAGGGUGACGAGACGAAGACGAGGCCUGAUCCUGAAGUUGAGAUCCAGGUAUCUCUCUCUCUCUCUCUCUCUCUCUCUCUCUGAGUCACUAGUUUGAGGGGCUGUUCUUGGUGAGAAAACUGCGUGUCUGCAGGAGAGAGGAGAUAUAUUCUUCUUCUACCGGCCAAAGGUAGACAGAGAGGAGGCCCACGAACCCGACGACGUCCAGCGGCUGUACAUCGUCCUGCGCCCGCAGUCCGGCGAACGGGCCGUGGAGGAGAAGCAGACGGCGGGCUCCGGCAAGGAAGGCGGCAGCAAGGAGCAGGAGGGUGGCGGCAGCAGGAAGGAGCAGGAGGACGAAGGCGGCAAGGAGCAAGAGGGCGGCGGCGGCGGCGGGGGAGAGAGGAUCGUCGAGGCGACUGAAGAAAGGGGAAGCGAAGGCGGCCGCGGCAGCGAGGUGGGUUCAUAUCGACUGUUGGCCGUUCGAGGGAAGGUGUUCCUUGACUCAUUCUUCUAGUUUCUUGGAUCGUGAUGCGGUGCGGUGCACAACCCAGAAAGUCAACAUCGAGGAGGAGACGCUGCACCGGUUCAUCGUCAUGGGUCGGAAGAGCCUUCCGGAUCCGAGUCAACGCGGCGCCCCUUACUGGGGGUUCGUGGAGAUGGUCACCAAGGAUCCAGAGGACCUGAAGACGGCCCUGCGAGGAGGUACUUCCUGGUGAAGGAGGGAAAUGUGCAGCUUUCCUUUGGCUCUUGUCCUCUGACGGGGCAAAGUUGUUGUUUCAGAGGAGUACGAGACGGCGACUCGGGGGCGCCGGCGCAGAGCUCCGGCGAGGGCCCUGGCAGAGGGAGUGUACCGCAUCUUGAGGCACAAGCGGCGCAGCGACGCCCACACCCACCUCGUCUAUAGACUGGAGUUCCCUCCGGCGCCUCCUGCGGCGCCUCCUCCGGCGGGGCCGCAGGAGGCGCUCAACGUGGAGCGGGAGGAGUCCUUCGUCAUCCAGAUCAAGAACCCGGAGCGGGGCGGCGCCGACUCGGGGCGGUCCCGGGGCUUGCAGGGCAAGCGCAGGGCGGCGUUCCCCGCUCGCCUGCAGGGCCUUCUCGGGGGGCUGCGCUUCGCGCCGGCCGACCCGCCGGACUUCCUCAACUACGAGGGCUGCGAGCUGCUGCUGAUCUCGGCGUCAGACGACAUCGACGCGGAGCUGGGCCUCGACCUGAAGACGGAGGAGGGAGCACCCCCGUGCUCCGAUCUGAUCCAGUCCUUGGGGGAUUCAGCCUCUGUCAAGCCCCUCUUGAGCGGCACUUGGGACUGA
This is a messenger RNA of Spirodela intermedia, 1295 nucleotides long. Lineage: Eukaryota; Viridiplantae; Streptophyta; Magnoliopsida; Alismatales; Araceae. The record is from the annotation of a GenBank genome assembly.